Molecule: messenger RNA, 4206 nt
Organism: Aegilops tauschii subsp. strangulata
Lineage: Eukaryota; Viridiplantae; Streptophyta; Magnoliopsida; Poales; Poaceae
Product: transposon Tf2-1 polyprotein
Biological process (GO): DNA integration; proteolysis
Molecular function (GO): aspartic-type endopeptidase activity; nucleic acid binding
Source: RefSeq, a predicted model, not a curated record
AUGGAGGCGUUCCAGGAAAGGAUGCUGAAGGAGUUUGCGGAGAUCCGCGCCGCGCAGAGCAAGCUGCUCGCAGUCGACGGCCUCAGCGCACAGCUCGAAGCUCUCGACGCCAAGCUGACCGAGCAAGGAGCGCGGCUCGAUCAGGUGCAGGUCAAGGUGGAUUUGUCCUGCAACACGCUCGGUCAGGUGCAGCAGAGUCAGGCGCAUGUGGUUCGGAUGCACAAACAGCAGGGUGUGUCUGAGAUGGCGUCGCCGACGUCGUCCGAGGUAUCUGAUGGCAUUCUCGGAGCGGGACCUCGAUCGGUGGGGCGUCCUCCGCCACCACCUAUUCAGGUACCUGAAGUUCAACACGUGGAUCCGAAGAUGGAUUUUCCUAGGUUUGAUGGCACAGAGGUGCGCAUCUGGUUGGACAAGUGCGAAGCAUUUUUCAGACUGUAUCACAUUCCUGACAGUUUCAGAGUCACAUCGGCGUCUCUGUAUCUGUCAGAAAACGCUGCUCGUUGGUACCAGGCGUUCAAGCAGUCGGGGGAAUUUCAUACGUGGGAGCAAUUUCGUCAGGCAAUUCUGCUGGAAUUUGAUGUAGAUGUGUACAGGCAGAAGAUGAAGGAACUGAUGCUGCUGAAACAGGUGGAUACUGUCGAAGAGUAUAAGCAACAGUUUCUGCAACUGGUAUACACAGUGAAGCUGUAUGAACCCACCAUCAGUGAUACGUUUCUGGUCACGAGAUUUGUGUUGGGUCUCAAGGAGGAGCUUCGAUCUGCUGUGGAGUUGCAGAUACCAGGCACUGUACAAUUGGCAGCUCUCUAUGCAUCAGUUCAAGAAGGAUUGCUUCUUCAGCAGAAAACUCACAAAACCAGUGCUCCAAAAACUGCAUACACCAAGUCUGACAGUCGUUCUGGGCUAGCAGCUGGAGAGUUGUGGAAGGCAAAACAACUGAAGGAAUAUCGUAGAGCAAAUGGACUAUGCUACAAGUGUGGAGAGAAAUUUGUGCCAGGGCAUGUGUGUAACCAGAAUGCAGCAGGGGGUGCUCAGUUGAAAGCAGCUGAAGUUCUGACUACACAAGAAAUUAUUUCAGAUACAGUGUUGGAUGCAUUAGUAGCAGGAGCACAAGCAGAAUGUGCUACUAUUUCAGUUAAUGCUUUGUCUGGGGCACAAAACCCUAAAACCAUCCAGUUGAGAGCUCUAGUGCAGAACAAGGUGGUGUUGAUAUUAGUGGACUCUGGCAGCACACAUACUUUUGUGGACAAGGCUUUUCUGGAAAAAAUCUCAGUUACUGCUGAACCUCUGGUGACUCCUUUACAAGUGAAAGUGGCAAAUGGCAGUGUGAUCUCUUGCACUGAGAAAGUAUCUCAACUGACCUGGUGGAUGCAAGGGCACAGUUUCAGUAAUUCUAUGCAGGUUCUUCCCCUGGGAGGCCAUGACAUUAUUUUGGGAAUGGAUUGGCUGGAACAAUGGGGUGUCAUGCAGUGUCACUGGACUGACAAGUGGAUACAAUUUCAGUAUCAGGGCAAGGAAGUCAGAUUACAAGGUGUGCUGCCUGUUCAACAAGAAAAUAUUGAAGAGAUAUCUGCUGAUCAGUUACUGAAAUGGGAGAAAGGGAAUGAAGUGUGGGCUACUGCUCUGUUAAAUCGCAUAGUAAUGGCUCCUGUUACAGAAAUUCCUCAAGAAGUGAAACAAGUAUUGGACAAAAACAAGCAGGUGUUCCAGGAACCUACAACCCUGCCCCCACAUAGGGCUUUUGAUCAUAAAAUAAAUCUAGUACCAGAUGCUGCUCCUGUAAACUGUAGACCAUACAGAUACUCUCCUUUACAAAAAGAUGAGAUUGAGAAACAGGUGAGGGAAAUGUUAGAUACUGGUCUAAUUACACCCAACAUCAGUCCUUUUGCUGCUCCAGUGUUGUUGGUCAAAAAUAAAGAUGGGACUUGGAGGUUCUGUGUGGAUUACAGAAAACUGAAUGCAAUUACUGUAAAAAAUAAGUUUCCAAUGCCAGUAAUAGAUGAGAUUUUGGAUGAGUUAGGAGGAGCAAAGUGGUUCUCUAAAUUGGAUCUCAGAGCUGGUUAUCACCAGAUAAGGAUGAAAGAAGAAGAUGAGUAUAAAACAUCAUUCAAAACUCAUCAUGGGCAGUUCCAAUUCAGAGUUAUGCCAUUUGGAUUAGCCACUGCUCCAGGAACUUUUCAGUGUGUUAUGAACUUUGCUUUUGCAGGGGCCAACAGAAAAUAUGUACUGGUCUUUAUGGAUGACAUACUGGUGUUCAGUGGCACUUUAGAGGAGCACAUUGAACAUCUGCAGUCAGUAUUUGAUAUACUGAAGGAAAAUCAGCUGUUUGUGAAGGAGAGUAAAUGUGCUUUUGCUCAACAGUCCCUUGAAUAUUUGGGACACAUCAUUUCUGACAAAGGUGUGUCUACUGAUCCUGCUAAGACUGAAGCCAUGCUACAAUGGCCAGUACCAACAUCUGUCACUGAAUUGAGGGGUUUCCUAGGCCUUACUGGAUAUUACAGAAAAUUUGUGAGGAACUAUGGGUUGCUGGCAAAACCUUUGACUGCCCUCCUAAAGAAGCAAGCAUUUGUGUGGUCUAAGGCAGCACAGCAAGCUUUUGAAUUGCUAAAGCAGGCCAUGGUCAGUACACCUGUGUUAGCUUUGCCAAAUUUUGACAAGACUUUCACUAUGGAAACUGAUGCAUGUAACACUGGGGUAGGAGCUGUACUGUCUCAAGAAGGGCACCCUGUGGCAUACUACAGCAAGGCACUGGGCAUACAAAAUCAGAAGAAAUCAAUAUAUGAGAAGGAGUUUUUGGCAAUCAUGUUGGCCAUUGAUAGAUGGAGAUCUUACUUAAGCAGAGCACCUUUUGUGAUCAAAACAGACCAUCAAGGUCAGUGUCACUUGGGAGAUCAAAAUCUUACAUCUGAUCUGCAAAGAAAGGCAAUGACAAAACUUGUAGGACUGCAAUUCUCCAUACAGUACAAAAAGGGGGUAGAAAACACUGCUGCAGAUGCUUUGUCCAGAGUAGCCCAUUUGUUUGUUGUGCAAAGUGUGUCCACCAGCAAACCUGUGUGGGUACAGGAAGUUCUCAACUCAUAUUUUGUGGACCCAGAGGCCCUGGCAAUGUUACAAAAGUUAGCUGUAGAUUCUACAGCCUGUCCUGGUUUUCAACUACAGGAAGGUCUUCUGAAACAGGACAGCAAGAUUUGGAUUGGAGCGAAUGAGGGCCUGAAAACAAAACUGAUUCAGGCAUUUCACUCCACUCCAGUGGGAGGCCACUCAGGCAUUCUACCAACAUACCACAGAGUUAAACAACUGUUUAGUUGGAGAGGGAUGAGAACAGAUGUGGAAAAUUUCGUCAAGCAAUGUGGUGUAUGUCAGCAAGCAAAACAUGAGUUGUGCAACUCACCAGGUCUGUUACAACCACUACCCAUUCCUGACAGUCCUUGGCAGGCCAUCAGUAUGGAUUUCAUCGAAGGAUUGCCAAAGUCAGAAGGAUAUUCAGCAAUUCUGGUAGUAGUAGAUCGUUUCACAAAGGUCAGCCACUUCUUACCAUUGAAACAUCCUUUCACAGCAGCCUCUGUUGCAAAGAUAUUUCUCAACAACAUUGUGAAACUGCAUGGACUACCCCUGGCAAUUGUUUCAGACAGACAUAAGAUUUUCACUAGCUCCUUUUGGAAAGAAUUGUUCAGGAUAUGGGGCACUGAAUUGCAAAUGAGCACGGCUUACCACCCCCAGACUGAUGGCCAAACAGAACGGGUCAAUCAGUGUUUGGAAAUGUACCUGAGAAAAUUAGCUCUGAAGUAUUUUGGACCUUACAAGAUAUUAGACAAGGUGGGCAAUGCUGCAUACAGGCUGGAGCUGCCCAGAGGAAGCCAGGUACAUCCGGUUUUCCAUGUAUCUCAGCUCAAGAGUCAUGUGCCAGACCACACUCCGGUGUUCACCACUCUGCCAGUUCCGAUCGAUCUAUCUGUCCCUGGGGUUGUACCUGAAGAAAUCCUGGAUCGGCGUCUGGUCAAGAAAGGGAACGCAUCCCACCUUCAAAUCUUGGUCAAGUGGUCGAAAAUUCCCGCGGCCUCAGCUACUUGGGAGGAUUACGAGGUAAUCAAAGAGCAUUUUCCGGCAGCACCAGCGUGGGGACACGCUGGAUCUUCAGGGGCGGGAACUGUAAGUGCAGAGGAGACCACAACACACGCGAUCAAGGCGACCAAGGCGCGAGAAGUUUGA